Molecule: messenger RNA, 4062 nt
Organism: Argentina anserina (silverweed cinquefoil)
Lineage: Eukaryota; Viridiplantae; Streptophyta; Magnoliopsida; Rosales; Rosaceae
Product: disease resistance protein At4g27190-like
Molecular function (GO): ADP binding
Source: RefSeq, a predicted model, not a curated record
AUGGUAGACCUGGUUGUUACAGAAGGCGUUGUGCCGGUUGCAAAAUGGACACUGAAAAUACCUUGGCAAGAGUUGGGUUAUAUGUUUUGUUACAAAAGCAACAGGAGGUCCCACAAGCAGGUUCAGGAUCUCGUUGACAAAAAAAAUGGAGUGAAGCUGCAUGUGAAAUCUGCAAGGGAUGCUUUACUGGCUAUUGGUCCCGGAGUUGAUCGCUGGCUCGGUGAUCGUUUUAAAACACUGGACGAGAUCAUAACAGAAAAGAAGACAAUUUUCAGUGAAGAAAGUGUAGCAGCAAGGGCAGCGUGCUGUAAUGGUUGGCUUCCAAAUUUGAAGUCCCGUCACUCUUUGGGAAGGAAAGCCAAGAAGAUGACUCUGAAGGUUGAUCAGCUUUGUGCUAAAGAUAUGGGGACUAUAGCGCAUCCUGCUCCUCACCCAGAGGUGAAAUUUCAACCCUCAGAACACACUACUCAGCUAGGAACCAACUUCCAUGAAGGAGCCAGCUCCUCAGGAGCAUCAAACCGUGAACAGAUACUCGCUUCCGAGGGGAAAAAUAUGUAUUUUGACUCGAGAAGAUCAACCUUUGUCGCUGUGAUGGAAGCCUUGAAGGGGGAUCAAAUCAAUCCGAUUAUCAUAUGCGGCUUGGGAGGCAUGGGGAAGACGACAUUGCUGGGGCAAGUUCAUAAAAAAGCAUAGGAAGAGCGUCUGUUUGAUGAGUAUAUAGAGGCAUCCUGUAAGGAAUCUAAUGACAACGCCGAUGACGUGAUUGAGAUUCAAGGUGCACUUGCAGAAUAUCUGGGCGCCAAGCUACUUGAGGACGUAAAACAGAGAGGUCCCAGAGCAACUAAGCUACGUGAAAGAUUAUCUCAAGACCACAAGAAGAUCUUGGUAAUGUUGGACAAUGUUUGGACGACACCCCCAGACUUUUUGUUGCAGAUAGGGAUUUCUCCUAGUUGUAAAGUUUUGGUGACAUCAAGACAACAAGAUCUUUUCAAGGAAAUGGACACAAGGAAGAAUUCCCCCAUUCAUAGUUUGCCGUAUGGAGAAGCCUGGAGUCUGUUUAAGAAGAGAGCAGGAAGUUGCAUCCAAUUAUCUGAUCCGGAGUUGCAUAUUGUAGCAGAAAAGAUCUUGGAGAAAUGUGAUGGGCUGCCGAUUGCAAUUUCAACUGUUGGAACUGCACUGAAAGGUGAAAGCAUUGGUAUAUGGAUUGAUGCGCUGGUGGAACUCGGAAAUGGGAACCCAGAAAACGUUGAUGGAGUGAUAAAACAUGUGUACGGGCCAAUAAAGUUCUGUUACGAGAGUUUACCAGGUCCGGAAGCCAAAUCUGGUUUUUUGAUGUGUUGCAUAUUUGAACAGAGCGCUGAUAUAUGGAUUGAAGAUUUAGUAAGAUAUGGACUCGGGCUCGGGCUCUUUAAGGGCACUGAUUCAAUGGUUAAAGGAAGAGACCGUGUGGAAUCAUUGGUGAAGAAACUCAAAAGUCGCUUUUUAUUGUCAGGCAUCGAUGCUGACCCGAAGCAUCUGAGGAUGCAUGAUGUGGUGCAUGAUGUUGCCUUACAUACAGCUUCUUCUGGAGGGUUUGUACUAAAGAAAGAUGACCAUGGAGUUGAUGAACAGAGAAUUGUGUUGAAGGGCACAAAGGAACUUCUGGAGUUGAUGGGCCGGCCUAUUUCCGAGUCAUCUGCUGUUUGCAAGUCGCUGAUUAUUGGUGGGCGUUGUGUGCUUUUACUGUUAGAGAGUGCAAGUGUAUCGGAGCUGCCGCCCACAAUUUUCAAUAGAGUGCAAGAUGAUCUCAAGGUUCUACUAAUUUCCAGGGGGUUUGUGAGUUCGUUGUCACUUGAGUCAAUAGACACGCUACUGACAUCAGUUGCAGGUCUGAAAAACCUUCAGUCAUUGCUUCUAGAAAACUGGCGUGAUGUACAGUUUGAUGCAUCUGCAAUUGGGGAGCUGAGGUUACUCAAGAUUCUUAGUUUGCGUGGAUGUAAGAGACUCGGGCAAUGGCCAUCAACAUUUAAAAACUUGUCUGAUCUCAAAGUUCUUGAUCUGACGGAUUGUUACGAUCUGAAAGCAAUAGCUCCAGGUGUGAUAUCAAGUUUAACCCAACUAGAAGAAUUGUACAUGUGGAAUAGCUUCGAGGCCAUGGAUUGGGUGAAUAACAAACAAGACUCCACCGAAACAAAAACUUGCAGAGUGCAGCAGCUGCUGGAUGGGGGGAUACCAAGGCAGACCUCCGGACAACAAGUGGACUGGAAAUCCGGGUUACUUGCAGAGUUGCUUUCCUUGACCCGUUUGACUACUUUACAAGUUGUUCUACCACCCCUCAAUCUAGCCACCACUCUCUUUAACAACCUCCAAAGAUUUAAGAUCUCCAUAGGAUCAAAUGAAUAUGAAUAUAUGAUCCGUUACCAUGAUGGCAACUACUUGAGGGUUCAUGAUCUCGAUGCAAGCACUGUGGGUCGUGAAAUCACUUUGUUGCUAAAGAAAGCCAGCUUUUUUUAUUUAAAAUUGACUGGGACUCAACUUCAAGUUCUGGAUGUCUUAAAAACAGUCAAUUUUGCAAAGAUGAAGCAUCUUACAUUCCGGACCUCUGUGGAGUAUCUUAUUGAUACCACGACACUUGUGAAACCUACUGCUACUCCACAUAGCAGCAGCGCCAUCUUUCCUCUCUUGAAUUCCUUGGAGAUCCUGUCUGCAGAUAAGCUGAAAGAGAUUUUUCACGGUGAGCUGCCAACAGGGUCUCUCAAGGAACUGCGGAGUUUGAGAUUAAGAGAUCUGCCUGCAUUGACCUAUAUUUGGAAGAAGACCAACAAUCGAUCUGAAUGGGGUGUAAUGAGAAACACUCUAGAACUGCUUCAAGUGUUAAAAGUAGAAUUCUGCCCCUCCUUGGAAGAGGUUGUUGCCUUUGAAGAUGAUGAUGAGGAAGUGAUCAACUUCAAAAGUCUGACACAGUUGACUGUCGAUCAUCUACCACACUUCACUUCCCUAAGAAAAAAUAUUUCCAAGGGGACGGAAAGGCUACCAGAAGACAUGAGCAGGGAACAAUCUCAUGACAUCAUCAGAAAACCUCUGUUCGACACCAAGGUUGUCUUCCCAGUCCUGUCAGAAAUAAUCACUUCCAGCAUGAAGUUCAAAGAGAUAUGGAGCAACCAGCUUUCAGCAGAUCAAUCCUUUUGUGAACUAAAGUCGCUAGAGGUCUACUGUUGUGGCGAACUACCGCAUUUGGUACCAACACAUAUGCAUAGCAAAUUGCAGAAAUUGAGGCACAUAUUUGUGUCCUACUGUCGUUCACUGGAGGAGACUUUUGAAACUAGAAGAUUGAUAAUCGAUGAUGAAUGGAAUGCUACUGCUUUAACAACUUCUGAGUCAGGAAAUCAAGGGACACAAAUAAACAAGAUGGUGUCUUUCAAACAAUCUCAUCAAGCCUUUCAGAAUCUUAGAGAAUUAUUAAUUUGGUAUUGUGAGAGUUCGAGAACUCCGCUCUCUCCCUCAAUUGCCAGAGGUCUCGUGAAGCUCCAGAAACUAGAGAUACAACACUGCAAGAAGAUUGAAGAGAUAGUACCAGCAGCACUAGAGGGUGAAGAAAUAGAGGAUGAAAACAUGUUCCCUCAGCUACGUCUUUUGGAACUUUAUGAUCUGCCACGUCUCGGAAGCUUUUCACGAGGCAAAUACAAUUUCAAGUGGCCACUAAUGAAACAUGUCCAGAUCCACGAUUGCUGCGAUAUUGAGAAGUUUUGUUUUGGAUCCCUCAGCACACCAAAGGAAGUGAAAAUAGCUGUCAGUACCUUAUCGAAAGGAAGUUCAAAGCUCAAGAAAAAGCUUAUUCUUGUGGCUGAACCAAGUGCAGACAGUGUUGCUGGAAGACUGAGGCUGAGGCGCAAGGCAGUUAGGCUUCUGCAAGCAUCUUAACUCAGGGGUCUUGAGUGUUUUGAAAAGCACCAUGAAGGUGAGAUGAGCAAGGAUAGAGUUCACAGUAGUUUUAGCUGAUGUUGCAGGAAACCAUGUUUUUGUGCAUGUAACUUGUGUUUUCCAAACAUUCUGAACUGUCCAAAAAAAAAAAAGAGCAGUACA